GGCUUUGCUUGCAUUAUUGGGCCCCCAUCCGAGUCAAUGCAACGCUUGCAGAGGAAACGGUCGGGUCUAUCGUGGCACAAUCACAACCCUCCAAGGCUGAAAUAUAUAAAUUUAGCAGACAACGGCAGGGUGAUCUCUCCCGCCCUCUCCCAUCUCUAUUUCCUGCCAUUUUUCCUUUCCUUUUUCCCAUUGCAACGAGAAAUAACCUUCGUUUCUUUCAAGAUUACGUCUGAUUCUUUGGCGAUCAGGCCAACAGAUUGGCAUUUGAUUACGAAACCUAUUUUUCUUCUUUUUGAUCGGAAAGUGACGUAAUAGAUCAUCGUCGAUUUGAAGCAGAGCAGAAGAGAUGAGUUUCAGAGACGAGAAUGACGAAGCGAGGGAUCUCAGGAAGCCGUUCCUGCACACCGGAAGUUGGUACCGUAUGGGAUCCAGGCAAUCGAGUAUGAUGGGAUCCUCCCAGGCCAUUCGUGAUAACUCUGUUUCAGUUCUUGCCUGCGUUUUGAUCGUCGCGCUCGGUCCAAUCCAGUUUGGUUUUACCUGUGGCUAUUCAUCUCCCACGCAAUCUUCGAUAAUGAAGGAUCUUCAACUCACAGUCUCCGAGUACUCUAUAUUCGGUUCUUUAUCCAAUGUGGGCGCCAUGUUUGGGGCUAUAUCCAGUGGUCAGAUAGCCGAAUACAUCGGGCGAAAAGGAUCUUUGAUGAUUGCUGCAAUUCCUAACAUUAUAGGAUGGCUUGCUAUAUCAUUUGCAAAGGAUUCUUCUUUCCUUUACAUGGGGAGGUUGCUGGAAGGCUUUGGCGUGGGAAUAAUCUCGUACACGGUUCCUGUUUAUAUUGCUGAGAUAGCUCCCCAGAACUUGAGAGGCGGCCUUGGCUCGGUUAACCAGCUCUCUAUCACCCUUGGAAUAAUGCUUGCUUAUCUGCUUGGUCUUUUUGUGCCGUGGCGACUGCUUGCGAUUCUGGGAAUUUUGCCUUGUACGAUUCUGAUUCCUGGAUUGUUCUUCAUCCCAGAAUCUCCUCGGUGGCUGGCGAAAAUGGGAAUGGCGGACGAGUUUGAAACAUCCUUGCAAGUUCUUCGGGGAUUUGAUGCUGAUAUCUCGAUUGAAGUGAAUGAAAUCAAGAGAUCUGUAGCAACUACGGGCAAAAGAACAACAAUUCGUUUUGCAGAACUUAAGCGGAGAAGAUACUGGCUUCCUUUGAUGAUUGGUAUUGGAUUACUAAUGUUGCAGCAACUUACUGGAAUUAAUGCGGUUUUGUUCUAUUCAAGUACCAUAUUUGCAGCUGCUGGUGUUAAAUCAAGUAAUGCUGCUACAUUUGGGCUGGGUGCAGUCCAGGUUAUUGCCACUGCAGUGACCACAUGGUUGGUUGACAGAGCAGGCCGUCGAAUUCUCCUUAUUGUGUCCACAGCUGGAAUGACGUUCAGCCUUUUAAUUGUUUCCUCUGUAUUCUUUUUGAAGGGUCAUACCCCGGACACUUCCAAUUUAUUUGGUAUUCUGAGUACGUUAUCAGUCGUUGGUGUUGUGGCCCUGGUGGUUUUCUUCUCUCUGGGUCUUGGAGCUAUUCCAUGGAUUAUAAUGUCUGAGAUUCUUCCCAUCAAUAUUAAGGGUCUCGCAGGAAGCCUGGCAACGUUAGCCAACUGGUUCAUUGCUUCGUUAGUCACGAUGACUGCAAACUUGCUCUUUGAAUGGAGCAAUGGAGGAACGUUCGCCAUCUACAUGUCUGUAAGUGCAUUCACAAUGGCAUUUAUUAUACUCUGGGUCCCCGAGACGAAAGGAAGAACACUGGAAGAAAUUCAGUUCUCCUUCAGAUAAGAAGGUUGUUUUUGUUAGUUUCCUUCAGAUAAGAAGGUUGUUUUUGUUAGUUUCCUUCAGAUAAGAAGGUUGUUUUUGUUAGUUUCUCUUUGAUACCCCGCCUGUGUUGGAAAGAACCCAUCCUCCUACACUGCACUGCAAAAUAGUAAAUAUGCAUAUUGUCCCUCAAUAUAUAAAAAUACCAGUGUCUUAAAGCUCUGAAA
Messenger RNA from Cucurbita pepo subsp. pepo (vegetable marrow), 2010 nucleotides. RefSeq names its product sugar transporter ERD6-like 6. Gene Ontology annotation, cellular component: membrane; plant-type vacuole. Lineage: Eukaryota; Viridiplantae; Streptophyta; Magnoliopsida; Cucurbitales; Cucurbitaceae. Gene Ontology annotation, molecular function: sugar transmembrane transporter activity. Gene Ontology annotation, biological process: transmembrane transport; carbohydrate transport. The record is from RefSeq and is a predicted model, not a curated record.